Molecule: messenger RNA, 4452 nt
Organism: Cebus imitator (Panamanian white-faced capuchin)
Lineage: Eukaryota; Metazoa; Chordata; Mammalia; Primates; Cebidae
Gene: CLSPN
Product: claspin
Exons: 25
Coding region: 127-4137 (1336 amino acids)
Biological process (GO): mitotic G2 DNA damage checkpoint signaling; activation of protein kinase activity; mitotic DNA replication checkpoint signaling
Molecular function (GO): anaphase-promoting complex binding
Source: RefSeq, a predicted model, not a curated record
CCACUCUGGCUGGGCGGGAAAGCUCGAACAGUGAUGCCGGGCUGGAGACUGUGGUAGCUGCUGCGCUCCGGCUGAGGGAACUAGAGACUGCUCCAUCCCUGGCGGAACGCUGUGCAGGCAGGAGUCAUGACGGGCGAGGUGGGUUCCGAGGUUCACCUAGAAAUCAACAAUCCAAAAGUAAUUUCACAAGAGGAAGCAGAUAGUCCUUCAGAUAGUGGACAGGGCAGCUAUGAAACAACUGGACCCUUGAGUGAAGGAGAUUCAGAUGAAGAGAUAUUUGUAAGUAAGAAGUUGAAAAACAGGAAGGUUCUACAAGACAGUGAUUCUGAAACAGAGGACACAAAUGCCUCUCCAGAGAAAACUACCUAUGACACUGCUGAGGAGGAAAAUAAAGAGAAUUUAUAUGCUGGGAAAAAUACAAAAAUCAAAAGGAUUUACAAAACUCUGGCAGACAGUGAUGAAAGUUACAUGGAGAAGUCUUUGUAUCAGGAAAAUCUUGAAGCUCAAGUGAAACCUUGUUUAGAGCUGAGUCUUCAUUCUGGAAACUCUAUGGACUUUACCACUGACAGAAAGAGUUCCAAAAAGCAGACACAUGAUAAAGAAGGAACUGCAGGAAAAGCAAAAGUAAAAUCAAAAAGAAGACUUGAGAAAGAGGAGAGAAAAAUGGAAAAAAUUAGACAGCUAAAAAAGAAGGAAACAAAAAAUCAGGAAGAUGAUGUAGAACAGCCAUUUAAUGACAGUAGCUGUCUUCUUGUGGAUAAAGACCUUUUUGAAACUGGGUUGGAGGAUGAAAAUAACUCUCCAUUGGAAGAUGAAGAAUCAUUAGAAUCAAUAAGAGCAGCUGUGAAAAACAAAGUAAAAAAGCACAAGAAAAAAGAACCAUCUUUGGGGAGUGGGGUCCAUUCAUUUGAGGAAGAAAGCGAGUUAUCAAAAGGAACCAUGAGGAAGGAAAGAAAGGCAGCCAAGUUAAGUAAAGAAGCAUUAAAACAACUGCAUAGUGAGACUCAGCGCCUUAUUCGAGAGUCUGCACUUAAUCUUCCAUAUCAUAUGCCUGAGAAUAAAACCAUUCACGAUUUCUUCAAACGUAAACCCCGGCCCACUUGCCAGGGAAAUGCCAUGGCACUAUUGAAGUCAUCUAAAUAUCAGUCAAGCCAUCACAAAGAAAUCAUAGACACUGCAAAUACUACUGAAAUGAACAGUGAUCACCAUAGUAAAGGUUCUGAGCAGACAACAGGUGCAGAAAAUGAAGUGGAAAUUAACGCACUCCCCGUGGCUUCAAAGGAAAAUUGGAUCACUACUGGAUCAGAUGAGUCUUGCAGGAAGGAUUUGGUAGAAAAUGAAGAGCGAGAAAUUCAAGAGAAACGGAAGCAGAGUGACAUUAGAUCUUCACCUGGGAACAGCUCAGUGUUGCAACAGGAAUCCAACUUCCUUGGGAACAAUCACAGUGAGGAAUGUCAGGUUGGAGGGCUUGUAGCAUUUGAACCUCAUGUCCUGGAGGGCGAAGGCCUCCCAAAACCAAAAGAAACAGAUGAGAAAGUGGAAGAGCCUGGGCAGCAAAGAAAAUCAUCAGCAGUUGUGCCCCCUGAAAAAGUGAGAUGGUUUACUCUGGACAGACUUAAGCAACUGGGAGUAGAUGUUUCCAUUAAACCACGGCUAGGUGCUGAUGAAGAUUCUUUUGUGAUACUUGAUGAACCUGAAACCAAAAGAGAACUGGAAGCCUUGAAGCAGCGUUUCUGGAAGCAUGCUAAUCCAGCAGCCAAACCCAGGGCUGGUCAUACAGUGAAUGUGAACGUCAUAGUGAAAGACGUGGGCACUGAUGGAAAGGAAGAGCUAAAAGCAGAUGUGGUAUCUGUGACUUUGGCACCUAAGAAGCUGGAAGGAGCAAGCCACACAAAACCAGGUGAAAAGCUUCAGGUGCUAAAAGCUAAACUGCAAGAGGCAAUGAAACUCCGAAGGUUUGAGGAACGCCAGAAGCGCCAAGCACUAUUUAAAUUAGAUAAUGAAGAUGGGUUUGAGGAAGAAGCGGAGGAAGAGGAAGAAAUGACAGAUGAGUCUGAGGAAGAUGGAGAAGAUGAGGUAGAGGAAGAAGAGGAAGAACUAGAGGAAGAGGAGGAGAAAGAAGAGGAAGAAGAAGGAAAUCAGGAGAUUGCAGAGUUCCUUCUUAGUAGUGAAGAAAUAGAAACCAAAGAUGAAAAAGAAAUGGAUAAAGACAAUAAUGAUGGCAGUAGUGAAGUUGGCAAGUCAGUUGGCUUCCUCUCUGUUCCCAAGUCUCUCUCAUCAGAUUCUACUUUACUUCUAUUUAAGGACAGCUCUUCCAAGAUGGGUUACUUUCCUGCUGAAGAAAAAUCAGAAACAGAUGAAAACUCAGGCAAACGGCCUAACAAACUGGAUGAGGAUGAUUCAUGUUCAUUGCUAACAAAGGAGAGCAGCCACAAUAGCAGCUUUGAGCUGAUUGGCUCCACGAUUCCAUCCUAUCAGCCUUGCAACAGACAAACAGGCCGUGGGACCAGUUUUUUACCUACAGCAGGAGGAUUCAGAUCUCCUUCCCCUGGGCUAUUUCGAGCCAGUUUGGUCAGCUCAGCUUCUAAGAGUUCAGGGAAACUGUCUGAGCCUUCACUUCCCAUAGAGGAUUCCCAGGAUCUGUAUAACGCCUCCCCAGAACCUAAGACACUUUUCCUAGGAGCAGGAGACUUCCAGUUCUGUUUAGAAGAUGACACUCAGAGCCAACUGUUGGAUGCAGAUGGGUUCUUAAAUGUUAGAAACCACAGGGAUCAGUACCAAGCUUUGAAGCCUCAAUUGCCAUUGGCCAGUAUGGAUGAGAAUGCCAUGGAUGCCAACAUGGAUGAGCUGUUGGAUUUGUGUACUGGAAAGUUUACGUCUCAGGCUGAAAAACAGCUACACAGGAAGAGUGACAAGAAAGAGAACAUGGAGGAACUUCUGAACCUUUGUUCAGGAAAAUUCACUUCUCAGGAUGCCUCUACUCUGGGCUCAUCAGAAUUAAAUAAACAGGAGAAGGAGAGCAGCAUGGGUGAUCCAAUGGAAGAAGCACUUGCUCUUUGCUCAGGCUCUUUUCCAACAGACAGGGAAGAAGAAGAUGAGGAGGAGGAAUUUGGAGACUUUCGGCUUGUUUCAAAUGAUAAUGAGUUUGAUAGUGAUGAGGAUGAACACAGUGACUCUGGUAAUGAAGAUCUGGCACUAGAAGACCAUGAAGAUGAUGAUGAAGAAGAACUCCUGAAGCGAUCUGAGAAGUUGAAAAGGCAAAUGAGGUUGAGGAAAUACCUGGAAGAUGAAGCAGAGGUGUCAGGAAGUGAUGUGGGAAGUGAAGAUGAGUAUGAUGGGGAAGAGAUUGAUGAAUAUGAAGAGGACAUAAUUGAUGAAGUACUUCCUUCUGAUGAGGAACUACAGAGUCAAAUCAAGAAAAUACACAUGAAAACUAUGUUGGAUGAUGAUAAGCUACGUUUAUACCAAGAGAGGUACCUUGCUGAUGGGGAUCUGCACAGUGAUGGUCCUGGGCGAAUCAGGAAGUUUCGAUGGAAAAACAUAGAUGAUGCUUCCCAGAUGGACUUGUUCCACAGAGACUCUGAUGAUGAUCAGACCGAAGAACAGCUUGAUGAGUCAGAGGCCAGGUGGAGGAAGGAGCGAAUUGAACGAGAGCAGUGGCUUCGGGACAUGGCACAGCAGGGGAAAAUUACAGCUGAAGAAGAAGAAGAAGUUGGGGAGGACAGUCAGUUUAUGAUAAUGGCCAAGAAAGUUACAGCCAAAGCACUGCAGAAGAAUGCCAGUCGCCCUGUGGUUAUUCAAGAAUCAAAGUCUUUGCUCAGAAAUCCUUUUGAAGCCAUCAGACUGGGAAGUGCUCAUCAGGUGAAGACAGGCUCGCUGCUAAACCAGCCCAAAGCUGUGCUUCAGAAACUGGCUGCUCUCUCUGAUCUUAACCCCAGUGCUCCUCGAAAUUCAAGAAACUUUGUCUUUCAUACACUUUCUCCUGUCAAGACUGAGGCGGCAAAGGAAUUGUCUAAGUCCCAGGUAAAGAGAAGGGGUCCAUCUUUCGUGACUUCUCCUUCACCUAAGCGCCUCAAGACAGAUGAUAAUAGCACUUCAGGAUUGAAGCAAAGCAUCUUCAAAUACUUGGAGAGCUAACACCAUCAAGGGUACCAGAAUCUACCUUGAGACUGCCUUGAGAAGUUUCUAGCACUGAGAGUUGGAAUUGACACAAGGCAAUGAUCCUUCAUAAUCAAUGCAAUAAGAUUGCAGACUGAAAUUCCAGUUCUUUCUACUGAACAGCUCUGGACAUCUCUUUUCCUAGUAUUAGUCCCUGGAUUGGCCACUGAUCUCAACUCUGCAGUAUUUACAACGUCAACAACUCAUGGAAUACUUGGGUGAGGUUUCUUUUUUUUUUUUUUUUUUUUUAAGGUGGAGUCUCACUCUGUUGCCCAGGCUGGGGUGCAAUGGUGU